This is a messenger RNA of Gymnodraco acuticeps, 2705 nucleotides long. RefSeq names its product Y+L amino acid transporter 2. The record is from RefSeq and is a predicted model, not a curated record. Gene Ontology annotation, molecular function: L-amino acid transmembrane transporter activity. Gene Ontology annotation, biological process: amino acid transmembrane transport. Lineage: Eukaryota; Metazoa; Chordata; Actinopteri; Perciformes; Bathydraconidae. Gene Ontology annotation, cellular component: membrane. The transcript is spliced from 13 exons. The coding region runs from base 619 to 2094 and encodes 491 amino acids.
GCCCUUAGCAUUCGCCUAUAUUGCCUAUGCCGAGGGCCGCCCUGGGCACAAGGCAGAAGGCAGAAGAAGAAUCUUAGUUGUAGAAACAGUAGACUCGUCGAAAAAUGUCCACGAGAAACUUCAUCUUGCAUUGCAAAAGGACAAUAAAUGACUGCACAAGACUUCUCCAAACAGAUGAUGGUCAUGCUGUGUUACAAUCCACAAUAGUGAGGUUAGAAACAAUGGAGAGGAGCAUCGAGUGGUCACGGGGCAGGCUAAUUAACGUCCAUACAGAUCUUUUACUUCAGGACCUUCGGGAAUAUAUAGAUGAAGUCCGGAGAUCUUGGCCUACCACAACCGCACAACAAGGUCAUUCUGGCUACCACGCCCCACUCAUUCUGUUGGGUGGCCGAGGUCCCCCACAAUACAGCAUUUCGAGGGAGCAACUCUCUUUUUUGAGGAGCUGUGGUUUUACAGCUACAAAGAUGGCGCAGAUAUUAAAAGUAUCUCUGCGCACAGUGAGACGGCGUUUGAGGCAGUUCCACAGGCCUGCACCUUGUCGUGGUUGCUCCAGAGGUUGCCAGGCAGGGACUUCAGUCUGCAGCGUCCACGUCUGUGAGGGUCUGAGACGGCGGUACCAUGGCCGACCACGAAGAAUCCCAGAAGAUGAACGGCUCCUCCCAUCGUGAGGAGGCUCCCAAAGAGAGCAUGCAGCUGAAGAAGGAGAUCUCGCUGCUCAACGGAGUCAGCCUGAUCGUGGGGAACAUGAUCGGCUCCGGCAUCUUCGUCUCCCCCAAGGGCGUGCUGAUCUACAGCGCCUCCUACGGGCUGUCGCUGGUCAUCUGGGCCAUCGGGGGGAUCUUCUCUGUGAUAGGGGCCCUCUGCUACGCUGAGCUGGGCACCACCAUCACCAAAUCAGGGGCUUCUUAUGCGUACAUCCUGGAGUCAUUUGGAGGCUUCAUUGCAUUCAUUCGUCUGUGGACCUCUCUGUUGAUCAUUGAGCCCACCAGCCAGGCGGUCAUAGCCAUUACGUUUGCAAACUACCUGGUGCAGCCGCUCUUCCCGACGUGUGAGCCGCCGUACGCAGCGUCCAGGCUCAUCGCUGCCGCCUGUAUAUGUCUACUGACGUUCAUUAACUCUGCCUAUGUGAAGUGGGGCACGCGCGUGCAGGACACUUUCACCUACGCCAAGGUGGCAGCCCUCAUCGUCAUCAUCAUCACAGGCAUCGCCAAGCUGUGCCAGGGUAACACAGCCAACUUUGAAUCAUCCUUUGAGGGAUCGUCUACAGACCCUGGCCACAUCGCGCUGGCGCUCUACUCUGCCCUCUUCUCCUACUCGGGCUGGGACACUCUCAACUUUGUCACUGAGGAGAUCAAAAACCCUGAAAAAAACCUGCCCUUGGCCAUCGCCAUCUCUAUGCCCAUCGUCACCAUCAUCUACAUCCUCACUAACGUGGCCUACUAUGCUGUGCUGGAUGCUAGUGCUAUACUGGCCAGUGAUGCAGUGGCAGUGACAUUUGCAGAUCACACUCUGGGUGUGAUGAGCUGGACCAUCCCCAUCGCUGUGGCUCUGUCCUGCUACGGAGGACUCAAUGCCUCCAUUAUAGCUGCCUCCAGGUUGUUCUUCGUGGGCUCUCGUGAGGGUCACCUCCCAGAUGCUCUUUCCAUGAUCCACAUAGAGAGGUUCACCCCCAUCCCCGCUCUCAUCUUCAAUUGUAUCAUGUCUCUGAUCUACCUGACAGUGGAGGAUGUGUUCCAGCUCAUCAACUACUACAGCUUCAGCUACUGGUUCUUCAUGGGGCUGUCCAUCGCCGGGCAGAUCUACCUGCGCUGGAAGGAGCCCGACAGACCCCGACCUCUCAAACUGUCUCUGGUGUACCCGGUGAUUUUCUGCAUGUGUACUGUGUUCCUGGUGGCGGUCCCUCUCUACUGCGACACCAUCAACUCCCUGAUUGGCAUUGGCAUCGCCCUGUCAGGGGUCCCCGUCUACUUCCUGGGCAUCUACCAACCAGAGUCCAAACGGCCCCCCAUCGUCACCAAGCUGCUGCGUUCCCUCACUCACUGCACUCAGCACAUUGGCUACUGUGUGCUGACAGAGAUGGACAAAAGUGAAUAGCCCUGAAGCAGCAGUCUCAUCCUCACUGGGGCUCCUGUGUGGGUCAAAAGAAGGACUUUAUAGUACUGUUUACCACGUUGAAGCCCUCAGACUCCACUGACUUGUUUACAAAACUGAAAUGCUGCCACAGACGCCCUCGUUCACAUGCAGAUGAAUCCUGGAAUUCCUGGAUAUUCAAAGACUCCGAGACAUAUUGUGGAUACUGUUACAUUUGCUUCAUCACAUUAUUUAAUUACCUCUAUUAUAAAGGAUUGCCUUGUUAUUUUAAUAUGCAGUGUAUAUAUAUAUAUAUAUAUAUAUAUAUAUAUAUAUGCCUCUUCAACAUCAUGUGCCUGUGAGGCACUGCACAUGACCACAGGGACCUGUUAAUGAUGCAAUGCAUUUGUAUUCUAUGGUUUAGUCCUAUUUUAACUGAAAGUGCAGUAUACGGUGUUAAUGUACUCAAAUCUCACCUGAGAAUUCAGACAAACCAUGAGUUGUCCGUCAUGUUCAAAGGGAAGAAAAUGUCUUUCUGUCUUCUGCUAUGUGAAGUCAUCAUCCUCCAUUGCCUUUAAGUAUGUCUGUCCUUCAUUUGAACUAAAUAAAACAUUGUUGAGGGGAUUGAAUCCAGU